CCCCGUGAGGCCCAGGACGCCGGCCAAAAAGAGUAAUGUUGCCAAGAAGGAGAAGGUGUCCCACAACGGACUUCCCGUCCAGACGAACAGCAGCCAGGUAGUAGAGAGGAGAUCGUCAUCAUCAAAAGCGGGGCCACACCCAGACCGCCACUCCGCCGUCCCCUCAGCCUGGAAAUGACGCCCCAGCACCUGCGAGGGACUCGGGAGCAGACGGCGGACAGGCGGAUCGUGCAGCCUCCUUGGCGCAGCGGUUCGGCAGCUCCCUCGCCUCCGACUCGCAGUCUGACCAGCCCCAGUCUGGGUGCAGGCGGCUGGAUGCGACGCAGCGAGAGCACCUGCUCAGUCAAUUACUCCCUGGCGCAUCGGGCCAGCAAGGGGCAAAUGCGACCUGCCACCUCCUUGCCACAUAUAGCGAAGGGGAUUGGGGGGACGACGACGCCUACGCCCUCCAGGCCCUGUCUGCUCGUUGCCCUCAGGCCUCUUAACUUGGAGCAGGAGAAGCAGACUUUCUUCCAAUCUGACUACAAGUACGAGCCUCAGUUUGAGUACGCACAGCCGGAGCCGAGGACUGUGUUGGAGAAGUACCGAGAGGGCUCAGGCCUCUUCCUCGAACAGGCGGUUGGGAUCAUGGAGUGCGUCCUGAGGAAGUUUGGCUCUUACGAGAACUUUGAGGAAGUGACGGGUGGCGGCGUCCUCCCUAAAAGUCAAGUCUGGGCUGCUGUACGCAAAUAUCUGCAGAAAGAAGGCUGUGUGGGAGAGGUUGUGGUGCGCCUGUCUGACGAGCUGCUGUCUCAGGCCGUGAUGGUGGUGGAGAGCUGUCGUCCCACUCUAACCAUCAACCUGGCCGGAGCUCGACAGCACUGGCUGGAGGGGAUGCUGAGACAUGAAAUUGGGACACAUUACCUGCGAGGGGUGAACAACAACCUGCAGCCAUGGGGCACCGCUGAAGGCAGGAAGAAGUUCGGCCUCAAACCGGCCAAUCCCACGGAGGAGGGUCUGGCCAGCCUGCACAGCGUGCUGCUACGGAAACAGCCCUACCUGUGGCGCGCGGCUCUGCUCUACUACACGGUGUACCACGCCAGCAGCAUGAGCUUCAGCCGGCUCUUCAGCCACAUCGCCCGCUUCGUCCGGGACCCGGACGUCCGCUGGGAGUACUGCCUGAGAGCCAAGAGGGGACAGACGGACACCUCGCAGCCCGGUUGCUUCAGUAAAGACCAGGUUUAUCUGGACGGGAUCCUCCGAAUCCUUCGGCACCGAAGGGCCAUCGACUUCAAGAUGUUGACUUCUUUAGGCAAGGUGUCCUACGAAGAUGUGGAGAGGCUGCGGCAUCUGGCGGUUCUCCCACGGACCAGAAUCCCACACUUCAUGCGAGACCAGGAGCGGUACCUGCAACACCAUCACAUCGUUGCGGUCAACGAAGUGGACGAUUCAGCGCUGCAACAUCUGCUACCCUGACCCGGUCCUGAUUCUAAGAAGAAGAAGAAAGUGGAGGACGCUGGUACACUGACUGUAUCAUGUGGUGCGCUAAAGAUCACUUAAAAUAUCAAGUAUUAUCGAUGCUUUAUUGGAGCGAUUUUUGUAAAACUUGAAUGAUGCGAACAAAAGGGACGUACACACUAACACCUCUAUCUACAUUUCACUUCUGUCCAAUGCAUGUCCUCUUCCUGUCUCGUCUUUACUCCCACUAUAAAGUUACCUCAAUACUGCAACUCUAAGAUGUAACCAACAUUAUAUAUGUAGACUCAUACAUAGUCACUGCAUCCAGCGCCUGUACAGGACACUGCUAACAUGUCGUGUACAGAUUCAUAAUCACAUGCUUUAUUUAUGCAAUUAUUUAAGUUUUUUUACUUUGAGAGAACAAACUGAAUGUCUCUGGUUUUAGCUUUAUACCUUCUUUUUUUUUUAGAUGAAAUUGUUUAAUGCCUUAGAUUGUUGGCUUUUUAAUAAAAAAGGACACCAAGGACACGUCAAACCUCUUGGGAAGUCGUUACUGAGACCAUGAAUCUUUUUAAGAUAUCAAGUGCCAGUGGACUCAGUUAAGUAUUCAAACAUUCCCCAGGGUGGCUUUUAAAAUAUCAGUAUUAUUAAUUAGAUAAUCAGCUGUGUUGUUUCUGCCUUCAAUGUGUCCUUGGUGGUCUUUUCAUAUCAGUAUGCUACUGUGAUGUGACCCGUCCCGAAGCUCCCACCUCUGCGGCAACCAAACUUUCUUUUGCGACAUUAAAGGGAUAGUUAAACUAUUAUUAGCUUUCUUGCAGGGUGUUAGAUGAGAAGAUUUAUGCUGCUUAAGCCAGCAUAGAUACCACAAAGGGGGAAAGAGCUCGACAGGUUGGAAAUGUAAAAAACACAGUUGACAGUUACCCCGAGCAGCAAUUCACAGCUUAGAAAAACUGCAGGUCUGUCAGUCUGCAGAUUUCUCCACAUUUUGAAGCAGUAUUCACUGGGCUCAAAUAAGAUAAAAACAAAACAAAGUGUAAGGAAUAGCUACUCUAGCAUGUCUGGCUAUACCUACAGCAGUUACUGAGCAUUACUUCCAAGGCCAAGGGGCAUAUCAUUAACUUGUUACAUUAGUUUGUGGGGUCACUGGUUGUGUUCAGAUCUGGCACAUCCACUGUGUGGAAGGCGACCCUGGGUGCCAACAGAGUUUAUGCUAACGUCUGCGGCUCUGUCCUGCUAUUUAAUUGGAUUUUGGGGACGUUUACGCUCCAGCAACCACAGCCAAUGCUACCUGAGAUAGUGUUAACGAUUGCCAAACACAUCAGUUAAUCCUCAUCCUGAAAGCCCUUAUCUCUGUAAAAACAUACAGUUUAAAAAUACAAGCUAGUAUGUAAGCUAAACAGCCAAACCAAGGGUUAUGUCAGAAUGAAAAUAACAGAUUGAACUCGGAUAAUGAGGGUGCAGAGUUUUUGCCAGGGACCUGUUAGCGUAGGUCUUUUAGCUUGAUAGAAUGGAUGUAGCCAUCAAGUGCAUUUACCCUCUUUGACAGGAAUCUCGCCUUAAAAGGGACUCAGCUGAGGAAAUUUAAGUCAGCAAGAGUUUCUAAACAAUUUAUGGAAUUAACGUUAGUUUAAUUAUACUGAACUAUAAUGAUCAGACAGCAUGGGUAUUGCACAGGGGUGCCUUAGGCUGGCCACAAUAAAAGGCCACUCAAAAAUGUUUUUCUGUAUUGGGGGGUCCGGAAACCAGUCAGUAUCUGGUGUGACCACCAUUUGCCUCACGCAGUGCAACACAUCUCCUUUGCAUAGAGUUGAUCAGAUUGUUGAUUGUGGUCUGUGGAGUGUUGGUCCACUCCUCUUCAAUGGCUGUGCGAAGUUGCAGUCAGGUCGAGACCCCGAUGAGGACGGCGAGCAUACAGAUGAGCUUCCCUGAGACGGUUCCUGUCAGUUUGUGCAGAAAUUCUUUGGUUAUGCAAACCGAUUGUUGAAGCAGCUGUCCAGGUGGCUUCGUCUCAGACGAUCUGCACAUUUUCGAGUGGCCUUUUAUUGUGGCCAGCCUAAGGCCUUUUAUUGUGGCCAGCCAAAGGCCCACCUGUGCAGUACCCAUACUGUCUGAUCAGCAUCUUGAUAUGCCACACCUGUGAGGUGGAUGGAUUAUCUCGGCAAAGAAGAAGUGCUCACUAACACAGAUUUUGACAGAUUUGUGAACAAAAUUUGAGAGAAAUAGGCCUUUUGUGUACAUAGAGAAAGUCUUAGAUCUUUGAGUUCAGCUCAUGAUGAAUGGGGACAAAAACAGUUGCAUUUAUGAUUUUGUUCAGUGUAGCUAGCUAGUUACAGCUGAUACAGGUGUCUUUUCAGUCAGCAAAAUUGAUGUUCGCUGGCUAUAAACGAGAAUCUCUGCAAUGGUUAAUGUGCAUUAUCAUUUUAAACAGCACAUGUGCUUCGAGAAUGUAAAGCUUGAAAUAUGUGCAGGACUAUUUCCCAGCUAACAAAUAACACUAGCUGACCUUGUACAACUUAUCAAGGCAGAGUUCUCAGCGACCCGGGGCAAAUCCGACCGGGCUGCAUCCCCCCUCUCUCUCCGGCCUUUCCUGUCUCUCUUUACUGUCAUUUCGACAUUUUGGACACUGCUAAGCUGCUUUAUUGGCAUGAAUGUAUAACAACUAUAUUGCCAAUUAACACUCACCAAGAAAGCCAAUGAGUAAAUUUCACGAAAUGUGUAACUGUUCCUUUAACUUGUAGAUAAAGUGCCAAAGCGGCAUCUUUAAUUCACUGCUGGGUUGUUUGAGAAGCAGCCGGACUCGGCCAAUCAUCGUAGUUCCUCAUCCGGACACGAGUCAGUGGCUGGGGAGGAAGCAGGGUGUUGUGGGCGUGCCUUCGAUGGGUGUAGAGCUCAUCUGCUGUAGCUAGCCGUGUGUUUGUAGGCUGCUUUUUACUGUGUUUAGACACUUAAAACUUCAGAUGUCAGUCAGGGCAUUCAUUUUGGGCCGUCUGCGAGCAGAAUUAAAACCAGGCCACAACAAAAAGGUCAUCAGUAGUCCCAGUUUUUAACACUUGACCAAAAUGUGAAUUAUACUUCUGUGAUGCAUUUUAAAUACUUGGAUUUAAAGAUUGCCCUGUAAUUGAAAUGUAUUCUGCUGUGUUUACAACCUCAGCCGUUCGGUAAGCAGACACGUGUUAAACUGGAGCAGGCUGUCGUCUGCUGACCUCGGCCUGGAUUUGACUAAAUGAAUGCAAAUGUGUUUGUAACGCACGAAUGUUGCACAAGUGUUUUAUGUUCUGGAAAAACACCUUGAAUUUCCGGUUUAUUUAUUAAAAAGUACACACACACACA
Micropterus salmoides (largemouth bass) is the source of this 4767-nucleotide messenger RNA. RefSeq lists its product as uncharacterized. The record is from RefSeq and is a predicted model, not a curated record. NCBI's taxonomy places the organism in Eukaryota, Metazoa, Chordata, Actinopteri, Centrarchiformes, Centrarchidae.